Molecule: messenger RNA, 1607 nt
Organism: Capra hircus (goat)
Lineage: Eukaryota; Metazoa; Chordata; Mammalia; Artiodactyla; Bovidae
Gene: IL15
Product: interleukin 15
Exons: 7
Coding region: 826-1311 (161 amino acids)
Biological process (GO): immune response; positive regulation of immune response; positive regulation of T cell proliferation
Cellular component (GO): extracellular region
Molecular function (GO): cytokine receptor binding; cytokine activity
Source: RefSeq, a predicted model, not a curated record
ACCCCUGCUGGGGGUGUUUAUCUUCGCCGUUCCUCCUCGCUCUUUUCCCUUUCACUUUUCUUUUCGUUGGGGGUUGGGACUCCGUGGGUUCCAGGCGCCCAGGGAAACCCCAGCCUAUUUGUUUGUGGCCGCAGAGGCCCGACGCCCGGGAGCCGGGUGACCGCGCCCGCCCCGCUGCACUGCCUGCCGCCCCUGACCCUGCAGCCCGGAGUCGAUGGAGGUACAGAGCUUGGCUUCUCCGCUUCGGGAGGGGAGGUGCUGGUGGCUGGAAAGGGCAAGGGAAUUUUCCCCGAAAGCCUUCGUCUCGGUCCCCUCCCAGAACUGGCCGGACCCACCCGUCUCCCCGCCGACCAGCUGCCAGCCGGGCCGCCCCGCCCUCUUAACGGGGGAAACACUUGACCGCGACUUCGGUUUUCGGUGGCGCUAGGCGCAGAGGUUUUUCCCCUUCUGACCCUUUAUUCCUGUCGCGGGCUCUCCACGCUAUCCUCCGCUUCCAGCCGAGCACAGACUGCUAGUCCACUUGUGGGUCCCGCGCGGACCCCCCGCGGCCCCACGGUGCGCUCCGCUCUUUCCGCGUCGCCGGGUGCCGUGCGCUCCACCUACUCCGCGCUGGGAGGCGGAGAGCAAGGGAAGCGCGCCCGGCUGCCCGCGCCGAGCUGCGGGGUUCCGAGAAAGGGAAGUCACGCCGCACUGAGCGCUGAGUUCUGCACCUCAUCCAGCUCGGAAAGUUCAAGUAAGGAAGUAUUCUGGAUGGAUGGCUGCUGGAAACCCAUUGCCAUAGCCAGCUCUUCUUCAAUACUGAAAGAUUUACUCUGGCAUUGAGUAAUGAGAAUUUUGAAACCAUAUUUGAGAAGUACUUCCAUCCAAUGCUACUUGUGUUUACUUCUGAACAGUCAUUUUUUAACAGAGGCUGGCAUUCAUGUCUUCAUUUUGGGCUGUAUCAGUGCAGGUCUUCCCAAAACAGAAGCAAACUGGCAGUAUGUAAUACAUGAUUUGGAAACAAUUGAGCAUCUUAUUCAAUCUUUGCAUAUGGAUGCCACUUUAUAUACUGAAAGUGAUGCUCAUCCCAAUUGCAAAGUAACAGCGUUGCAGUGCUUUCUCCUCGAGCUACGCGUUAUUUUACACGAGUCCAAAAAUGCCGCCAUUUAUGAAAUAAUAGAAAAUCUUACCAUACUAGCAGACAGAAAUUUAUCUUCUAUUGAGAAUAAAACAGAAUUGGGAUGCAAAGAAUGUGAGGAACUGGAGGAAAAAAGUAUCAAAGAAUUUUUGAAGAGUUUUGUACAUAUUGUGCAAAUGUUCAACACUUCUUGAUUGCAGCUGAUCCUUUUCCACAUUUCUAUUAUUAACAAACAUCUUUCCACGGCGUAGAGGCAACAAAGCUCUCAGCAUUUCAAAUGUGCUGCCAGAACAAAUUCUCCUGGCAAGACGAUGCUCAGGAUCUUGGUUGGGAUGGAUUCAUAACGGUAAAAGUUGAAACAUAGCAGUGAGAUCACAUUGUCUGCCAAGGACGGACUUAAUUUGUUCAUUUAUUUUUAAUUUAUUACUGAAGUUGUACAUAUCUGUAGCAUAAUGUAAAAUGUUGAAUAAAAUUGUGUACAUAUUUUAUC